AUGACUAUCGUUUCAGGUUACAAAAAUUCAUGCAGAAGAUGGUUUGGUGUUAUGUGGCUAAUGUUAGAAAUGAAUCUAAUUGCUGGUACUAUAUUUGGUUUUGCAGCACUUUUCAAAAUAUUACCCGAUUAUGGCGUUUAUAAUUACUAUUGCGUAUCUACUACAAACAUAACAAUAGCAUCAUCAGGUCAAGAAAACUGUGAUGCUCAAACUCGACAAUAUCAAAAUGCAUUGACAUUAGGAAUUGCCUUCUUUGAUUUACCGUCUGUAAUUGUUGGUACUCUCAUAGACAAGUCUCGAGCAGUGGUGUCUGCAUUAUUUGCUGGUGCGACGAUAUCAUCAACAAUAUGGUUCUCCGUUUUCCAAAGGUUGAUUGAUGAUGGACGUAUAACCCUCGAACAUUUAUCAUAUAUUUGGAUGUCAUUUGGGUUGCUCAUGCUUAUCUCUUCGUUUCUGUUUCUCGAUUGGAAGUUUACUCUAUGGAAUUUACCCUAUGGGACUGAUGUAAAAUUGGAGCAACCAUCAACAAUACCGAGCGAAUUAACAGACAGAACGACCGCUGAAGUAAAGUGGUAUUCAAAGAUUUAUCAACGUACGGGUGUUUGGAGCCAUCUAUUAAGCCCUGUCUAUAUUUUGGUAGUCCUAUUUUUGAGCAUCUUACUACUGCCAAGCAUUUUGUUGUCUGUCACUUGGUAUCCAUGGGUGUAUUAUAUUACAAAUCAAAACACUUUGUUGGGUAAACUGUUCUAA
Messenger RNA from Adineta ricciae, 750 nucleotides. Lineage: Eukaryota; Metazoa; Rotifera; Eurotatoria; Adinetida; Adinetidae. The record is from the annotation of a GenBank genome assembly.